Messenger RNA from Funneliformis geosporum, 294 nucleotides. NCBI's taxonomy places the organism in Eukaryota, Fungi, Glomeromycota, Glomeromycetes, Glomerales, Glomeraceae. The record is from the annotation of a GenBank genome assembly.
AUGGCAACUAAAACAUAUGAUCGUUUAAUUUUAGGCGUUGAGAUCGUACGAGAACUAGAAGAGACGUUAUCUAGACACCAUGAAGAUACGAUUGGUGUUCUAGUAACACCCUCCAACGAAAAUUAUACGAAGCAAGCGAGGAGAGCUGCAAAAACAUCUGAGUUUAACAUAAUCCUUACAGACAAGGAAAAUAUUUGCUCGGAUCUUAUAGAUUUUGUCGAGCUUCGACAAAAGAAAGUUCAAAAUUCACAACCUUUAUUGGUUGUCAUAAUAGUUUUUGGACAAUUUCGAAAG